CCAUUUGCUGCUACUUUGGCAGCUUGAACACCACAACUCCAACACCUUUAUGGGAGCAGACAGGGUCAGUGUCAUUCGUGUGCUGCCCUCAAUGAUAAAGAUUCCCUGUGUCUCCUUCACAACAUAAUACAUUUGAGGCAGAUGAUAGCAGAAAGAAGGUAAUCAACGUUCUAGCCCGUCUAGCUAAUUUCCUGAGAAAGAAAAAAUGGUAACUGCAGAUUGAUGAACAUCUUGUUGGUUUUCUUUUUUCAAACAAAGACAUAAAUGGAGAGAAGGUCGGGUAGAUGAUGAAGAGCAGAGCAUAAACUAAAAUGGAGAGAACCUCUUUGCUGCUCUGCUGCCUCUUGGAAGCUCUGCAGCCUCUUUGCAGCCUUUCAUUUGUUUGCAUUUGCAUUUGUAUUUAAUUUUCUGUUCAUGGCAGCCUCAUUUCAUCAACAUUUGCAGCUUAGCUUCCUGCACAUUUUAGCUGUCAUUUGACAGCUUCAUUUCCCUCAUAUUUGCAGCUAAAUUGCUGCCAUAUUUGCUGAAAAUUGCAGCUUCAUUUACUGUCAAUUUUCAGCCUCAUUGCUGCCAUUUCAUGGCAGUUUCAUUUCAUUAUUUCUACAGAUUUGAAUGCCACGUUUCUAGCAAUAAUUCCAACACAUCUAAGCAGGUUGAGGACAUCUCAAUCUGUUUAGUAGACAAAAUUUGUUUGGAUUUGAAAGGUCAUUCACACGAUUGGCAUCAUCUGAAUCUACUUCUACCUCAUCCUCUUUAUGCCACAAACUCAAUGGCCUUCAAGAUCUGCAUGACUGCGUUCAAAGUUGCUCCUACUUCCCCUCACCCAACAAGCUUUAGCCCAAGAGGAGCACAGGAAAUAGUUCUUCGCAGAAAGAGGGGAACUAAAAUAGUUUUCUCAAAUGAGAUUAGGAAAUACUUAUCCUCUAGGAAGGCAGUAAAGAAGGCAGUAUUGAAAGCCUUGAAGAAUCUUAAGAACAAGGAAAACAAAUACAGCACCUCUGCCUUCAACAAGAACAGUGAGACUGGCACCACAGUUAACAUCCUACAAGAGCCACAAGCAUUCACUCUCAAUGUGCUGGAAUCCUUGCUAUUCUUUAUCUCUGGACCAGAGGCAGAAACGAAAACCAGGCGAUGGUCAGUGUUUUCUAAGCUACCGCACAACAAGAGUAUAGGAUGUGAAGAAGGAGAACAACAUGAAAAUGAGAUUUCCAAAGCUGAAGCUAAAUUACUCUCCAUCAUUAGUGUCAAGACAAGCAUUCAAAUUGAGAAUGCACUAACUGAACUGCAAAGGGCAGAGUCAUGCAUUCAAGAUCUUGAAGAAAGGUUUGAAUCCAUCUACAAGCGGUUGAUUAAAUACAGAGCAACUAUUCUCAACAUCCUCAGCCAUUAGUAUCAAGAAUCAUUGUAAACUCAUACUAGUAUAUUGGUUCACCAGACAAGAAAUAUUCUUAUGAUAA
Molecule: messenger RNA, 1457 nt
Organism: Rubroshorea leprosula
Lineage: Eukaryota; Viridiplantae; Streptophyta; Magnoliopsida; Malvales; Dipterocarpaceae
Source: the annotation of a GenBank genome assembly